AUGCUUAAUAAACAACCACCGCCGCCACCACCACAAAUCGAGUUAUCCGUCGAUUCAACCAUCGUCCAAUCGGACACGAACCAUAACACCAUCUUAAUCAUAAUCAAAAGUCUAGUUUUUCCAGUGAUAUCACGUUGCCAUGCAGGUUACUUCCGAAUCACCCUCUCCCUUUGCUGUCAAACCCUUCUCUGGAAAACCCUCAAAGACCCGCCGGAAAACGCUCAUGCUUACCGGAGAAUGCUCGGCGUAUUACCCUCCACCGCCUUCCUCCUCCUCUGGUCACUGUCACUGCUCAUUUUAGCAACCCUCUCUAUCUUAUACAUCUUAAGAUGCGCAUUAUUUUCCGAUAUGGUGAAAAGCGAAUAUCUAAACCAUAUCGGAGUAAACUACCUGUUUGCACCGUCGAUUUCAUGGCUCCUUUUGCUUCAAUCGGCGCCAUUUUUCACUCCAAAAAACAUUUAUUAUCUUCUUCUUUGGUGGGUUUUUGUGGUUCCGAUAUUUGUUCUUGACGUGAAGAUAUAUGGGCAGUGGUUCACCAAGGGAAAGAGGAUUCUGUCGACGGUGGCGAAUCCGGCGAGCCAGCUAUCGGUGGUCGGAAACUUUGUGGGAGCUCGGGCUGCGGCGAUGAUGGGGUGGAAGGAGAGUGCGAUGGUGUUGUUUGCGUUAGGGAUGAUACAUUAUGUGGUGGUUUUCGUGACGCUUUAUCAGAGAUUAUCGGGAAAUAGUUGUCUUCCGACGAUGCUCCGGCCGGUGAUGUUCUUGUUUAUUGCAGCUCCGAGCAUGGCGAGCUUAGCUUGGGAUUCAAUUUCAGGGACGUUUGACUUCUCGUCAAAGAUGCUCUUUUAUCUCUCACUUUUUCUCUUCGUCUCCCUGGUAACAAGGCCAAACCUGUUCAAAAAAUCAAUGAAGAAAUUUAAUGUGGUAUGGUGGGCAUAUUCAUACCCAUUAACAGUACUGGCACUGGCUUCAACAGAAUAUGCACAAGAGAUGAAGAGUAGCAUUGCUCAUUUGCUUAUGCUGCUUCUUUCGGCACUUUCAGUCAUGGUUUCAAUUGUUUUAAUGGUUUACACAGCUCUCAAUACGAACACCCUUUUGCCUCCAGACGAAACCUAUAAUCCCACUAUUGUGACUCUCAGCCCCAUUACCAUUAGCAGUGUAAGUUUGGAUACAAGUUUGCAGUCAUCUACACCGUGA
Molecule: messenger RNA, 1194 nt
Organism: Cynara cardunculus var. scolymus (artichoke)
Lineage: Eukaryota; Viridiplantae; Streptophyta; Magnoliopsida; Asterales; Asteraceae
Product: S-type anion channel SLAH4-like
Exons: 2
Coding region: 1-1194 (397 amino acids)
Biological process (GO): transmembrane transport; intracellular monoatomic ion homeostasis
Cellular component (GO): membrane
Molecular function (GO): voltage-gated monoatomic anion channel activity
Source: RefSeq, a predicted model, not a curated record